CGCAGGUCCAAAUGUGCGUGUGUGUGUGUGCGUGCGGUGCUAACAGACAGUCUUAUGCAAGCCGCCCUACACAGAGCCACGAUGUCCGACGCUGCUGCUCCAGCAGACAACAAUGGGGAGCCUGGGUUAAACGGGUCAUGGGUAGAGCUGGAGAUGAACAGAAACGCUGCAUCUCUCUCUUCCUCCAGCGCCUCAGUGCCACCCCCUUUAGCCCAGGUAGUAGAGGAGGAUGAUGGGAUGGUGGGGGGGCUGGAACACGUUCCCUCAUCAACUUCCAUCCACAAUGGAGACAUGGAAAAAAUCCUGCUAGAUGCCCAGCACGAAUCCAGCCGCAGUAACUCCUCAUGCGACAGCCCUCCUCGACCUCACAGUCCUCAGGAUGAAGGCCAGAUCAUUUUCGACGUGGACAUGAGGAGGGACAGUCAGGAGGAAGUCAUGGAGAAGAUCAGAGAUGAUGACAUAUUAAUGAAGGAUUCAGACCGGGUCGCAGACUGGUCAAGUAGACCUGAGAAUAUUCCACCUAAGGAGUUUCAUUUCCGGCACCCGCGGCGUUCAGUGACUCUCAGCAUGAGGAAGACAGGAGCCAUGAAGAAAGGAGGGAUCUUCUCUUCUGAGUUCCUCAAAGUGUUUAUCCCCUCACUGCUUCUGUCCCACAUCCUGGUCCUGGGUCUCGGGGUCUAUAUCGGGAAAAGACUGACAACUUCCCCUGCAAGCUCCAUUUGAACACCGAUCUGAUCAAGUGCCUCAGGCAUGGCCCAGGUGGAUUAGGGAGAAGGUUGCAGUUUGUACGAAGAAGCCCCCCGCUGCUCCCUUCUGCUCCUUUAAGUCCUAUCAGCAACAUUUCUCCCUUUUUUAGUAAUUCCUUUAAUUAGCCUUUCCAUGUUGAGAAGCAUAAGUGAUAAACUUCUCCUCAUUUCAGGCCCUUUUCUUUCUCGUUUAUCAUUUUCUGUAUCCCUUUUCCAGUUGUGAAUGUUCUAACACCCCCUUAGCAGUACUAUUUUAUUUUGGAAGUAUUUGGAGCAUUGCAUGAAACCAAAUGCACACAUGCUAGCUCCACACUAGCUCGAUUCAGCUAGGAGGCAAAAAACAUCCCAUUUUGGUCCAAUCACAUGACCCAACAGGUGAUAAAGAAUCCCCCUAGUUUUCACCCUCAAAAUGGAAUCAACCAAAAUAUAUGACUUAUUGAAAUUAUACGAGCAUGCCUGAGCGCUAGCUAAGAUUUUAUUUAUUUCUACAAAUGCUACCAAUUUAGUUAUUUUAUUGACUUCAAGGGCGGAACGCCAGGAUGAUGGACUUGGGAAGGAUAGGGCUCUCUGUAGACCCCAAACUCAUCUGUUGAGGAUGGAAAAUUAAUAACUCAGACAUAAUAUAUGUUUAUGACUGUAUCACAUGCAAUUUUAUACCAAGUUUUGCAUAAUCUUUUACACGACCCUGACAGAGACAACAUCUGUUACUUUGAAUCAUCUGAAUUUUUAAAAAAUAUUUCAUCUCAUGAACAUAGAUAAAAACCAGUCUGAUGGGGCUGACGGAUCCCUAUAUGAAAAAAAGAUUUGUUGUGUCGUUUUGUUAGUUUCCUUCACAUACAUAUCAGGACCUAGUGAUUUCUUACUAGGCGUCUACAACAUAACCUACUUUGCAAUACUGCACAAUUUACCAUUAGCAUUCAGAGCUGAGAGGAUCUUGCUAACAAGGACAGCGGCUUCAGUGUUUUUCCAUACUAUCUGUGUCAGACUUUCUGGAAAUGUUGUAGUACAAUCUCAUACUUCUCAGUCUCGUACUUAUUUAUAGCAUUUCCAUGCUGUUAGCUUGAGGACAACAGUACAAGAGAAACCUUUCUUCAAUUUACAGGAAUAGCUCAUUGAAAAAAAUGACAUUCUGUCAUUA
Sinocyclocheilus anshuiensis is the source of this 1884-nucleotide messenger RNA. RefSeq names its product BCL2/adenovirus E1B 19 kDa protein-interacting protein 3-like. Gene Ontology annotation, biological process: mitochondrial outer membrane permeabilization; defense response to virus; positive regulation of apoptotic process. The record is from RefSeq and is a predicted model, not a curated record. The coding region runs from base 55 to 723 and encodes 222 amino acids. Gene Ontology annotation, cellular component: nuclear envelope; nucleus; endoplasmic reticulum. Lineage: Eukaryota; Metazoa; Chordata; Actinopteri; Cypriniformes; Cyprinidae. The transcript has 6 exons.